Messenger RNA from Umbelopsis ramanniana AG, 1330 nucleotides. RefSeq lists its product as uncharacterized. Gene Ontology annotation, molecular function: protein kinase regulator activity. NCBI's taxonomy places the organism in Eukaryota, Fungi, Mucoromycota, Umbelopsidomycetes, Umbelopsidales, Umbelopsidaceae. The record is from RefSeq and is a predicted model, not a curated record. The coding region runs from base 69 to 1085 and encodes 338 amino acids. The transcript is spliced from 5 exons. Gene Ontology annotation, cellular component: cytoplasm; protein kinase CK2 complex.
AAAAGGCAAAGAUCACACCGCCAGCCAACUCGCGAGCUUGUCGUUAGUAUCAGAGCACGGACUACAGAAUGGAAGACAGUGAUAACGGCUCCACCAUCACGAAAUCAUCUCUCACGUCCGUGGAUUCCUGGAUUACCUAUUUUUGCUCACUAGCUGGCCAUGAACUGUACGCUGAGGUUCCAGAGGACUACAUUGAAGAUGAAUUCAACCUGACCGGCCUCUCUGCUAUAGUACCAUAUUACGAACUGGCUCUGGAUAUAAUAUUGAAUGUCGAUAUUGACGAGAUGGUGGAAAGUGAUUCUGAUGGUAUGAGUAAUGAUCUCGACCCAUCGGAUGAAGAAGGCAGCGACGGUCUAUGGAAGGAAACUCCACUAAAGGUUCCCAAAAAUGCUCAAAGGCCAGAUGUGAUGGCUCUAGAACGAUAUGCUGGCAUGCUCUAUGGGUUGAUCCAUCAGCGCUACAUUCUGUCGAGAAAUGGACUUAGGCAAAUGGCAGAGAAAUACAACUCAGGUCACUUUGGCUACUGUCCUCGAGUAUAUUGCUAUCGAUGCCCUGUCCUUCCGUGCGGGCGCUCAGAUCAACCUGGCACGGAGGCAGUUCGAUUUUUCUGCCCUUGUUGUCUCGAUGUCUAUUCACCCCAAACUACCCGACAUAGUACAAUUGAUGGAGCUCAUUUUGGUUCCACCUUCCCACAUCUCUUAUUAUUCACAUAUCCCGACCUCGCACCUGACGGACGAACACAAAUUUAUAAACCCAAGAUCUUUGGAUUCAGAGUCAAUGAACGAUCAGUUGUUGGACCGCGGCUACCAUGGUUACGAUUACGACCAGACGAUCACACAUCCACAGAAGAGCUCAGCAUGGAAUUCGACGGUGGAGGAGGCGGUGGAAGUGACCCAAGAUACCAAAAAGGUCGAGACGACGAAAGCAGCCUUGCAGGCAAACUUGAUGCUGUUAGCAUUGAUCGAUUAAAUUGGCAAAGUGAAUCGCAUAAACUCAGUGAAGAAAUUGCUCGAGUCAAGCGGAAGGAUCCAAGCAGUGGAGGAGGAUUUCAUAUCAAGGAAGCUAUACGGAGGUGGCUUGAAUAGGAGAUUUUUACAUCGGCUUGGCUAUUACACACUUUGAUGGUUCUUUUUUUAGUUUGUACUUUUUUUUAUCUCUCAUUUUUCUUUCUGUUCGAGGUAAACGUUUAUUACUAUAUUGUCGCUAAUGGUUUAUAUAUAUGAUUUGGAGACAUUUUCAAUUGAAUUGUUCACAAGAAGAGAGAGUGCUGGUAAUAUGCUUGCGGAAAGGAGACGCACUUACAUCGUUUUGAAAGUGCGCAACUCAAUAA